AGAAAACAACAAACACCAUCGUUCGUAACCACCUUUUCCCCCCCACUCUCUCUUUCUUCGCAUUUUCAUUUUUUUCAUUUGCACGCAAAGCAACAACACCAUGAUGACGACGUUGUGGUUCUCUCUUGCGGUUGUACUUCUCUUGUGGUCCCCACCGUCUUCCUCCGCCGCUACCAUCAACGAUGAGAUAGCUAAGAAUCUAAUUAGAAACCUCAACCUCUUCCCUUCUCACGAUAUCAACAUACUCGACGCCAAACCCAAUGUGGAGGAGAAUCAGAACAACAACAAGAUCAUCGUUGAGAAGCCGCUUAAGUUUCCAAAUUUCUCCGGCGAAUACGACGAAGGAGUUUGCAUUGAUGACUUGGCUCAUCGUGCUGGAUAUUAUCCCAUUCAACACUCUCAUGCUGCUAAGAUGUUCUACUUUUUCUUUGAAUCCCGGAAAAACAAGAAGGAUCCUGUUGUGAUAUGGUUGACAGGUGGACCUGGCUGUAGCAGUGAAUUGGCUGUGUUUUAUGAAAAUGGCCCUUUCAAAAUUGCUAACAAUUUGUCCCUUGUAUGGAAUGAAUUUGGUUGGGACAAGGUAUCUAACCUCCUCUAUGUUGACCAACCAACUGGAACUGGCUUCAGUUACACUACCGAUAAGCGUGAUAUUCGUCAUGAUGAAGAUGGUGUCAGCAAUGACCUCUAUGACUUUUUACAGGCCUUCUUUGGUGAACAUCCCGAAUAUGCUACAAAUGACUUUUUUAUCACGGGUGAAUCAUAUGCCGGACAUUAUAUUCCGGCUUUUGCUGCUCGUGUCCACAAGGGAAACAAAGCUAAAGAAGGGAUUCAUAUAAACUUGAAGGGAUUUGCCAUUGGUAAUGGACUCACUGAUCCUGCAAUUCAGUAUAAAGCUUACGCAGAUUAUGCACUAGACAUGGGUGUAAUUAAACAGGCUGACUAUGACCACAUCAACAAAGUGAUGGUUCCAGCCUGUGAAUUGGCAAUCAAACUAUGUGGCACAGAUGGAAAAAUCGCAUGCACAGCUUCGUAUUUUGUUUGUAAUACUAUAUUCAAUUCCAUCAUGUCACAUGCUGGUGAUAUCAAUUACUACGACAUCCGAAAGAAGUGUGAUGGGAAUCUUUGCUAUGAUUUUUCGAACAUGGAGAAAUUCCUGAACCAAGGAUCUGUUCGGAAGGCACUAGGGGUUGGUGAUAUUGAUUUUGUGUCGUGUAGUUCUACAGUUUAUCAGGCUAUGCUGGUGGAUUGGAUGAGGAAUCUUGAAGUCGGUAUUCCUGCCCUGCUUGAGGAUGGAAUCAAUUUGCUUGUUUAUGCUGGGGAAUAUGAUCUCAUCUGCAACUGGCUUGGUAAUUCGAGAUGGGUUCAUGCCAUGGAAUGGUCUGGCCAGAAAGAAUUUGCAGCCUCAUCCGAAGUUCCUUUCACAGUUGAUGACUCAGAAGCUGGAGUAUUGAAGAAUUAUGGACCUCUUAGUUUUCUAAAGGUUCGUGAUGCUGGUCAUAUGGUUCCAAUGGACCAGCCCAAAGCUUCCUUACAAAUGCUGAAGAAGUGGACUCGGGGAACCCUUUCCAAAUCUGGAGCUGAUGAGGAAAUAUUGGUUGCAGAGAUGUAAUCUCUUCUUGCAAUUAGUCUAACAUCAAUUUGAUGAAAUGAAAAGAGAACUCCAACUAGUGGGAUGUUUGUUCUACUAAACAAAAUUCAUACCAUCUUAAGUGACAGAAUCAAGGCAAUGCAAGAAAAGAAUGAUUUAUAUAUAAUGUUAUGUCUAUAUAUGGUGUUUUGGUAAAAUCUGAUGUGUAGGUUGCUUACUCCCCAAACUACAAUCUAAUGUUUAAAUAGAAUGCAAACAAUAUAAGGAGUUGACGUAUUUAUUUAAUAAACAAUAUAUUGUUUAAACGU
Medicago truncatula (barrel medic) is the source of this 1896-nucleotide messenger RNA. The record is from RefSeq and is a predicted model, not a curated record. NCBI's taxonomy places the organism in Eukaryota, Viridiplantae, Streptophyta, Magnoliopsida, Fabales, Fabaceae.